CAGCGCCCACUCUGCGGUGCGGCGCUCCAGGAUGAUAGAGACCUGAGGGGUCGGUGUUAAGUCAUGAACUUCAGUAACUUCUCCACAUCCCUCGGUUAAGUGCACCUUCAGCCAUGCCUGUGACAUCUCAGCUGCUCAGGGGUUUGCCCCGUUCCAAGGUUUUGGCCUCCAGUCUGUUACCAUGCCAACAACACCAGUCCCAUUUAGGACCCAUCACUCACCGACCUGCCUCAAGACGGCCUUCUCACAUAUGGCAGAGCCACCAGCACUCAAGAAGUUACCGGGCAACCUCAGUGCUCCGCAGUUACAUCCUCACACCCCCGCAGGUCAACUCGAUUCUGAAAGCCAACGAGUACAGCUUCAAGGUGCCGGAGUUCGAUGGGAAGAACGUGUCAGCAGUGAUGGGUUUUGAGAGUAAUCAGCUGCCAGCUAAUGCUCCUAUAGAAGACCGUCGAAGUGCAGCCACAUGCCUGCAGACACGAGGAAUGCUGCUGGGUGUGUUUGAUGGCCAUGCUGGCUGCGCCUGUGCACAGGCGCUGAGUGAGAGGUUAUUCUACUACAUAGCAGUGUCUCUGCUGCCCCACAAUACACUGUGUGAGCUGGAGGCAGCGGUGGAGUCCGGCAGGGCCCUCAGUCCCAUCCUGCAGUGGCACAAACACCCCAACGACUACUUCAGCAGGGAGGCUCAGACUCUCUACUUCAACAGCCUCCGAACAUACUGGCAGGAGUUAAUAGAUCUCACCAGCCCAGGCGAAGUCCCAGACACCCGCGAGGCACUGCUGAAUGCCUUCAAGAGGCUGGACAAUGACAUUUCUCUGGAGGCUCAGGUUGGAGACCCGAAUGCCUUCCUGCACUACUGGGUCCUGAGAGUGGCCUUUUCUGGAGCAACAGCAUGCGUGGCUCACAUCGAUGGAUCAGACCUGUAUAUAGCCAAUGCAGGAGACGCUCGGGCGGUGUUGGGAGUGCAGGAGGAGGAUGGUUCAUUCAGCGCGCUCACACUCUCUAAUGACCACAGUGCCCAGAAUGAGGAUGAGGUGGCUCGGAUACGAAGUGAACACCCUCCAUCAGAGAGGAAGACAGUUAUCAGACAGGAACGCUUGCUCGGCCUCCUCAUGCCGUUCCGUGCAUUUGGGGAUGUGAAGUUUAAGUGGAGUAUUGAACUGCAGAAGUGUGUGUUGGAGUCCGGACCCGAUCAGCUCCAUGAAAAUGAGCACACCAAGUUCAUCCCUCCGAACUACCACACACCCCCCUACCUGACCGCCGAGCCAGAGAUCACGUACCACAAACUGCGGCCACAGGAUCGCUUCAUGGUGAUUGGCUCUGACGGCCUCUGGGAGACCCUCCACAGACAGGAGGUGGUUCGUAUCGUGGGGGAGUAUUUAACAGGGGUGCACCAGCGUCAGCCCCUCAAAGUCGGAGGCUACAAAGUCACCCUGGGACAGAUGCAGGGGCUGCUCGAAGAGAGAAAGGCCCGCGUGUCUUCAGCUUUCGAGGAUCAGAACUCAGCGACCCACCUGAUGCGCCACGCGGUGGGGAACAACGAAUUUGGCACGGUCGACCACGAGAGGCUGUCGAAAAUGCUCUCGCUGCCCGAGGAGCUGGCUCGCAUGUACCGCGAUGACAUCACCAUUAUCAUCUGUCAGUUCAACCCCCAUGUGAUCGGAGCACAGAGACAGGACGAGCAGUCCUGAGCUGCAUAAAAGCCAUCCACUGAAGCAUACUCACACUUCUGUGUAACCUUAGAUCUACGUACGAGCACACUCUGUGGACAAACAGGCCAUAUUGAGAAAAUAUCUGUCCAGCGGUCGGAAUGAAUCAUUUUAACUCUAUUUAUGUACAGGAUUUGUAUGUUUGUAUGCAGUCACGAGAACGUCAAGUUCCUCAUGAAGUCCAAAGAUCUUCGUUGGAUCGGAGUCUCUUCUACAACAUGCUGCAAAUAUCCUCUGGUAACCGUUUCAUACUCACUUCUCUGCGUGGCUGAUAAAAUGCUGUUACAAACUGAUUUUUGUGCCAAAAUAUUCAACCUCUUCGUCUGCAAAGACUCGACGCCGGGGUUGAAAUUACAGAGAUUCCAAAGAGGGUGAAGGUUGGGAUUUUACAAGUAAAGAGGCCGUGACUGAUGCAGCACUGACUCGACCUCCUCCCUCUGACCCCCUUUACACCUGGCAUUAAAAUGCAUUUUGGGUGAUCGGGUCUCAAUCAGAGAGAGCUUGACCAGAAGUACAGGUGUAAAUGCACAUACGUUGAGGACUGAUUAUGAUCCGGAUGUGGUCAGGGAUGCAUCGUGACUACCUGAAAACGUAAUUGCAACUGCAUUUUAAGUCCACAUACAACAACUACAUGGGAACGGGGUAGCACCGGCUCUCCUUCACUUGAUGCUGAAGCUGCGAGGCACACAGUGGUCUCUCUCUCAUCUCUCAUUUAUUUUCCCUUUGCGUUCAAAAAUAGCUGCAUUCAUUUCAAACGUUGUGACAGGUGCUGCCACAUACGUCCAUGUGUCCUUUAUGUUGACAUAGAUACAUCCACUAGAUGGUGCUAGAAGGCAGAAUCAAAGGGUCAUGACAACAAAGAGGUUGUAUAAUAAUGUACCUUUUAACGAAGGCAGCAUUGUAGAUGGCAGCGAUUUACAUGGCCAUAUUAUGACACAUGGCCGGAGAAUUCUUUUCACUGUAGAAUCAAUCUGUUUGGUUCUGCCAUUUUUAAAAAGUCUUCGUCAUGUCCUAUAGUUGUAUCUCAUUCAAACUACGCUACACUGCCCCCAUGAUUUCUGGUGGUAUGGCUCUGUUUUGUCCAAAUCUGUCAGCUUUCGGAAAACAUGCAAAAAUACAGACGAAGUUACCUUCUAACUCUUCCUGACUGGCUCCAUAGCAAAGAUUUUUUUAAAAAUAAUUGUUUUAUUUUUACACCAGUAUUGGCUACGAAAACCGCAGAAAAUAUGAUGUGAGCCCUGUGUCAUUUUAGUUAGUUUUUUAAUUUUUAAAAUAAAAAUAUUUUUUAAAAUUCUUAUCCUAAUAAUAGUUGACAGGGGCCUAUUUGGACUUGGUUCAGUUGUUUGAGCCCGACAGAGCGAUCAGGUCUAGAUGUGGACACUUGUGACGCAUAUUAACACCAGAUUUCAAUGUAAUCAAGUUAAAUCAUAGUUGGGCACAAUCUGGAGACAAAACACAUUGUAAUGCGAGGUGUAAAAGGGAUCUCUCAUAUGGACUCUAACUGGCCUCUGCCAUUAUAACCCCAACGCUCUUCUUGUGCAGUCUGGUUUUGUUGUUUGCAUCCCAGGCACACUCUCUCUCACCUUCCAGGCUGCUCCUGCAUCUGUUACAACACAGCACUGUUGCAUCUGUUCGUUUUUACGUCUUCGUUUAAGUCAUUGUAUGAUAUAUUCUUAGCACUGUCCAAACAUACUCGUUUUGUUCUGCAUUUACACGUCAGUCUGUGACGUUUACUCCAGCACUCUGGGUUUCAGGUGACACAGUAACUAUCAGGUUUCGGUGCUGACUUUGAGCUCUCCACAGACACAUUGAAUAAAAUGAAAGUUUGUUGUUCUUUUCCCACGCUUUGUGGAUUUAAAGGGAUGUGUGUGUAUGUGUGUGUGUGUGUGUGUGUAUAGAGUUUCUCUUGCCUUAUGUUAUUUUUUUUCUGAUGGGUCAUUAGCACUUAACAGUUGGUUACAGUUUGGGGUGUUAUUACUCAUGACAGCCAUGGUGAAAGCAGAAGCAGCCCAUUCUCCUGAUACUCUCCAGUUAAACACUAAUGAUGGGGUCGUAUCGGUGUGUGUAUAUGUGUAUUUAAAAUGUAAAAAGAAGCUGUUUGAAUAUUAAAUAUUAUUUAUUCAGCUUUUGCAGCAUGUUACACGUCUUUAUCUACAGUUUUAUGUAUAAAUUGUAACUUAUGUGGGUUAAGUUUUGUAUAUGGAAUGGUUUAAUAAAACACUGAUA
Messenger RNA from Epinephelus fuscoguttatus (brown-marbled grouper), 3935 nucleotides. It is a transcript of the gene pdp1, whose product is annotated as pyruvate dehydrogenase phosphatase catalytic subunit 1. Gene Ontology annotation, biological process: protein dephosphorylation. The coding region runs from base 114 to 1691 and encodes 525 amino acids. The record is from RefSeq and is a predicted model, not a curated record. Lineage: Eukaryota; Metazoa; Chordata; Actinopteri; Perciformes; Serranidae. The transcript is spliced from 9 exons. Gene Ontology annotation, molecular function: protein serine/threonine phosphatase activity; cation binding.